Molecule: messenger RNA, 1359 nt
Organism: Cygnus atratus (black swan)
Lineage: Eukaryota; Metazoa; Chordata; Aves; Anseriformes; Anatidae
Gene: RFESD
Product: Rieske Fe-S domain containing
Exons: 4
Coding region: 83-670 (195 amino acids)
Molecular function (GO): 2 iron, 2 sulfur cluster binding
Source: RefSeq, a predicted model, not a curated record
AUGUAAAGAAGCACUUUGAUAAAUGCUGUUACCUAUGCGAACAAAGCAGGCCUAGUUGUGAUAGGAACACUGAAGAGAGACAAUGUUGGACCUCAUUAUUCUGAGCAUUCAUUUCUUCAUCUGCUUUCUCAUCUCUGUUGUAAUCUGGUGUGGAUCUAAGGAUGUGGUUUUGCAUAGCUCAAGCAAGGGAACAGUUGAAAUGGAGCCAGAUGGUCUUGUACUAGUUGGAAAAGAAGAUGACAUAAAAAACUCCCAAAGAAUAACUGCCAAAGUCAAUGGCAGAGAAGUUGUUGUUUUCUACCAUGAAGGGAAAUUUCAUGCUUUGGACUCUCGCUGCUACCAUGAAGGAGGCCCUUUAAAUCUUGGAGAAAUAGAGGAUAUCGAUGGUCAACCAUGUAUUGUUUGUCCUUGGCAUAAGUAUGUAAUUACUUUGGAAACAGGAGAAGGAUUAUAUGAAGGAAUAAACCCUUUGGAGCCAUCACCAACACCUCGGUGGCAGUCAAAAGGAGUAAAACAAAGGAUUCACAAAGUUACAGUAAACAAUGGCAACGUUUAUGUGAGUCCUCCAGAUUUGUCUGUAAGCUUUGACUCUGAUUAUUUUGCUGACAAGUACAAAAAUAAUGGUGAUUUAGCUGUGAAAAAAAAGAGCAACUCACAGGCAGCAGAGUAAAUUGUGGCUAGAAAGCAAAAUGCUGGUGAACGUCCCUAUGAAGAAUCAUUAAAUGAAAAAGUAACAUGGCUGUAAAGACUGUUUUCAGAUUAAAUUCUGAUGUUUAUAUUAUGCAUUCAAUAAUGUAGAAAUUAGUAAGAUAAGAAGCUCUACUUAGUUGGGGAUAUGACUAGGCCUGCGCCAUUGAUUUUUUUUUUCUCUUGAAUUUCAAAAGGACUUACUUACAGCAGAGUGCAUAUCAUACUUUAUAUCUUAUAAAUUCUGUAUUGCUAGAAUUAUUUUAAUUUUCAAGAGGGGAUAUAGUAUAAUAUAUUAUUACUUAUGAAACAUUUAUGAAACAUUGUUUAAGGUAAAUAGUCUGGUGUAAAGGUUAUGUUUAUAUAUUUAACAGUUUAUGCCUUCUGUACAAAUGACAGAGAAAAUUUUAACGUUUUAGAUAUCUGAGCAAUCUGUGGAUGUUUAUAAAUCCAAAGGGCUACAUUUUCACAAGGAGAAGUACAACACUUGAGAAUAUUUUAAUGUGCUUUUUUAUGCCCAUUUGUGUAUUGCUACCAGAUGCCAUAGUAGCAUUUAUUCUCCUACUCCUCAUUGAACUCUUCUGGUAGUUCAUCAAAUAAUGUGAUGUAUAUUUGUCAUGUGUAACUUAUUCUUCCUGAUUCUGUUGUUGGAUGAGAAAGAAACUGUCAGGU